UAGCUCUAGUCUAGUACUAUAAAUAUAUUGCCGUCUCUUCAAUUUCAGUUCAUUUCAUUUCAACCGAGGCUACUGUCGUCUGCCUAGAAAGGAAGACCAAAUUCUAAAGGCAGAGCCAGCCAGCCAUCAAAGCCAUUCUCCUUUCAAAUUUCUGAGUAUUGUAAGAGAUGGCCGAUGCCGAGGAUAUUCAGCCCCUUGUUUGCGACAAUGGAACUGGAAUGGUGAAGGCUGGUUUUGCUGGUGAUGAUGCUCCAAGAGCUGUCUUCCCUAGUAUUGUUGGUCGUCCUAGACAUACUGGUGUUAUGGUUGGAAUGGGACAAAAAGAUGCCUAUGUAGGUGAUGAAGCUCAAUCAAAAAGAGGUAUUUUGACCUUGAAGUACCCUAUUGAGCAUGGUAUAGUUAGCAACUGGGAUGACAUGGAGAAGAUUUGGCAUCACACCUUCUACAAUGAACUCCGUGUUGCUCCUGAGGAGCAUCCAGUGCUUCUCACUGAGGCACCUCUCAAUCCCAAGGCCAACAGGGAGAAGAUGACCCAAAUCAUGUUUGAGACCUUUAAUGUUCCUGCCAUGUAUGUUGCCAUUCAAGCUGUUCUCUCUUUGUAUGCCAGUGGUCGUACGACUGGUAUUGUGCUGGAUUCUGGAGAUGGUGUGAGUCACACUGUACCAAUCUAUGAAGGAUAUGCUUUACCCCAUGCCAUUCUUCGUCUCGACCUUGCUGGACGUGACCUCACAGAUCACCUCAUGAAGAUCCUUACUGAAAGAGGGUACAUGUUCACCACCUCAGCAGAGCGGGAAAUUGUCCGUGACAUCAAGGAAAAGCUUGCCUAUGUGGCUCUUGACUUUGAGCAAGAGCUUGAAACAGCCAAGAGCAGCUCAUCCCUUGAGAAGAACUAUGAAUUGCCAGAUGGACAAGUGAUUACCAUUGGAAAUGAGAGAUUCCGUUGCCCUGAGGUCCUCUUCCAGCCUUCUAUCAUAGGAAUGGAAGCUGCUGGUAUCCACGAGACUACCUACAACUCUAUUAUGAAGUGUGAUGUUGAUAUCAGGAAGGACCUCUAUGGUAACAUUGUGCUUAGUGGUGGUUCAACUAUGUUCCCUGGUAUUGCUGACCGUAUGAGCAAGGAAAUCACUGCCUUGGCUCCCAGCAGCAUGAAGAUCAAGGUGGUUGCACCUCCAGAGAGAAAGUACAGUGUUUGGAUUGGCGGGUCAAUCCUUGCAUCCCUCAGCACAUUCCAGCAGAUGUGGAUUUCCAGGGCUGAAUAUGAAGAGUCGGGCCCAUCAAUUGUCCACAGGAAAUGCUUUUAAGCUGCUACUAUCGCUUGGGGUGGUGAGCUUUUAUUUUCCACCCAUUUAGUUGGUUUUUCAUGUCAUAUUAGAAGUGAAUCUGGUUUCCUGAUUUGAUCAAACUGUCAAGUGGGGCUUGAAGGGGACGUCAUUAUGUGAUUCUGAUGUAUCUGCAGUUCGCAUUUUUGUCACUCGAUGGAUGCUGGGAUGUAUGGACGUUGUCAUGCUCUGCUGCCUAUGGCUUCAACCGCGUCAUUCUAGUUGGUUGCUUGUAGUUGGAGAGUGAUUGUGAUGUUUUCUUUCUUUUUUUUUUCCCAUUUACCAUUUGGUUUUCAUAUUUGAAGUUCUUUCUUCCUGGGAACAAUUAUGUUAAUAUUUAUUGUACGAGGAUAUUUUAUAUUAGUGUCAAUUUGCGGAAAUUAUAUUUAAUGCUGGAUUGAUACUUUCUUAGUA
Molecule: messenger RNA, 1733 nt
Organism: Coffea arabica (coffee)
Lineage: Eukaryota; Viridiplantae; Streptophyta; Magnoliopsida; Gentianales; Rubiaceae
Product: actin-7
Source: RefSeq, a predicted model, not a curated record